This is a messenger RNA of Candoia aspera, 1029 nucleotides long. RefSeq names its product transcription factor 15 (gene TCF15). Lineage: Eukaryota; Metazoa; Chordata; Lepidosauria; Squamata; Candoiidae. Gene Ontology annotation, molecular function: RNA polymerase II transcription regulatory region sequence-specific DNA binding; DNA-binding transcription factor activity, RNA polymerase II-specific; protein dimerization activity. The record is from RefSeq and is a predicted model, not a curated record. Bases 8 to 568 code for a protein of 186 amino acids. Gene Ontology annotation, biological process: regulation of transcription by RNA polymerase II; developmental process. The transcript is spliced from 2 exons.
GGCGGCCAUGGCUUUCACCGUGCUGGGCCCCGUGGCCGCCCACGUGCUGUACCCGGAGCUGAGCCUGCUGUCGGAGGAGGACGAGGAGAACCGCAGCGAGAGCGACGCCUCGGACCGCUCGUUCGGCUGCUGCGAGGGCCGGCGGAAGGGCGGCCGGCCGGGCGGGCACGGGCCGGUGGUGGUGGUGAAGCAGCGGCAGGCCGCCAACGCCCGCGAGCGGGACCGGACGCAGAGCGUGAACACGGCCUUCACCGCCCUCCGCACGCUCAUCCCCACCGAGCCGGUGGACCGCAAGCUCUCCAAGAUCGAGACGCUGCGCCUGGCCUCCAGCUACAUCUCCCACCUGGCCAACGUGCUGCUCCUGGGCGAGGGCUGCCAGGACGGGCAGCCCUGCUUCCGCGCCCUUUGCGGCGCCAAGGGCGAAGGGGGCCCGGGCGGCCCGCCGCCGCGCACCAUCUGCACCUUCUGCCUCAGCAACCAGCGCAAAGGGGGCAGCCGGAGGGAGCUCGGUGGGAGCAGUUGCUUGAAGGCAAGAGGGGGGAACCAUGUGAAGAUGCUGCGGAGGUGAGCUGAGGGCAGCUCUCUGUCUAAGAAGGCAGCCAGAGGAGGAUCCAUGCCUUGGACAACUGAAUUUUGUCUUCCUGGCUGGGGCAGUUGUGGGUAAUGGAACCAGAUGCUGACAGGUAGGGAGCCCCGCCUACCAAGGGGGGCUCGGCUGUCUGGACUCGGAGGAGGCAGAGCAGGCUGGAAGCCGCCCCUGCGUUGGACUGCAACGAGGAAUCAGGGUUGCAACGGAGGGACUACGCAGCCCUGCCACAGACUUCGGGUGAGCCUCCGAGAGACCUCCGCCUGUCCCGGGGAGCGUGGCCGGAGCAGGAGGACCGAGCCGGCCUGGGGGACGGGAGGCGUGCCAGUGCUGUUGGCUUGGAUCUCCAGCCUCUCUUCGAAAGGACGGUCUUGAAACCGAGCUCCAGAUGUUAGCUCUGCAACUUCCAACUUUCUCUGAAGCAGUUCCCCGAAUCCCCAGCU